Messenger RNA from Fragaria vesca subsp. vesca, 568 nucleotides. RefSeq names its product NADH dehydrogenase [ubiquinone] iron-sulfur protein 6, mitochondrial-like. NCBI's taxonomy places the organism in Eukaryota, Viridiplantae, Streptophyta, Magnoliopsida, Rosales, Rosaceae. Bases 44 to 355 code for a protein of 103 amino acids. The transcript is spliced from 3 exons. The record is from RefSeq and is a predicted model, not a curated record. Gene Ontology annotation, biological process: mitochondrial electron transport, NADH to ubiquinone.
GUUUUCUGCGUCUGGGCGAGUUUGAGAGGAAGAGAAAGCAGCAAUGGCGUCGAGUUUGGUGAAAUCCCUAAUGAAAUCGACGGUGUUGGGAUCGACGGGGACCAGAAACUUCUGCCUGGUUAGGAGUCAAAUCAGCAACCACACGGCCAAAUGGAUGCAGGAUACAAGCAAGAAGUCCCCGAUGGAGUUGAUCAACGAAGUUCCACCCAUCAAGGUUGAGGGCAGGAUUAUUGCAUGUGAAGGGGACACCAAUAUCGCACUUGGACACCCGAUUGAAUUCAUAUGCCUUGACCUUCCUGAGCCGGCUGUCUGCAAGUAUUGCGGUCUUCGUUACGUGCAGGAUCACCACCAUUAGAAGUGAUGGCAGUGAUAGUUCAAGUUCCCUCGGCAAGUUCCUUGGCAGUCCUUCAUUGAAACCAUUUCAUAAACAAGUUCAGUUUGUAAUGAUAAUACCUUUGUGCUUCGUAAUCAGUGAAAUAAGGAUUUGAUUGCUCCUCGUGUUCUUCAGACGUGAAUGGAUAAAUUGUAUUUCACUUUUAAUGUUUGUUAUCUUAUCAGUCUAUGAUGA